Messenger RNA from Myotis davidii, 4273 nucleotides. RefSeq names its product wingless-type MMTV integration site family member 5A (gene WNT5A). Gene Ontology annotation, molecular function: frizzled binding; cytokine activity. The coding region runs from base 696 to 1742 and encodes 348 amino acids. Gene Ontology annotation, cellular component: extracellular region. Lineage: Eukaryota; Metazoa; Chordata; Mammalia; Chiroptera; Vespertilionidae. Gene Ontology annotation, biological process: multicellular organism development; canonical Wnt signaling pathway; neuron differentiation. The transcript has 5 exons. The record is from RefSeq and is a predicted model, not a curated record.
GUGUGUGUUUGAGUGUGUGUCUGUGUGUACACAGACGUCCGCACACUCGCGGCCCCAGGAUCAGCGCCUGGAAGCAGACUUUUCGGCCACAGACUUGGAGAGGAGGAGCUGGAGAUCAGGAGGGCGUGAGCCGCCAGGAGUUUGCAGAAUCCGUGGUGUGAAUGAACUGGGGGCACCUGGGCGCGCACGGAUCACCCCCCCCUUUCGCCUCAGGCCAUAGUUGAGUAGUGGGGCAUUUUUUUUCACCCUCUUGUGAAGAAUUUUUUUUAUUAUUUGUUGUAAAGUCUUUUGCACAAUCACGCCCACAUUUGGGGUUGGAAAGCCCUAAUUACCGCCGUCGCUGAUGGACGUUGGAGAGGGAGCGCCUCGCCGCGGAACAGUCGCCUGCGCGCCCUCGCCGGACCCGCGGCUCCCUUGUUGCGCCCCGGCCCGGCUCAGUCUCUGCUGCGGGUCGCGGGGCUUCCGCGCCCCCUCGGAUCCCGGGCACAUCCCAGCGCCGCUCAGACUCGGGCCCCCAGACCCGGGCUCCAGGAACCGCUUCGGCUCCGAUUCCCUGCGCCUGCGGGACGCGCCCAGUGGGAGCCCGCAGCUCUGCGUCGGAUCGUCCCCCCAGGCUUAACCGGCCGCUCCGCUUGGAUUCCUCUGCUGCCCUUGCUCUGGUGGCGACUUCCUCUUCGGGCCCCCUCCCCCUCACCAUGAAGAAGUCCACUGGAAUAUUAAGCCCAGGAGUUGCUUUGGGGACGGCUGGGAGUGCCAUGUCUUCCAAGUUCUUCCUAAUGGCUUUGGCCAUAUUUUUCUCCUUCGCCCAGGUUGUAAUAGAAGCCAAUUCUUGGUGGUCGCUAGGUAUGAAUAACCCUGUUCAGAUGUCAGAAGUAUAUAUCAUAGGAGCACAGCCUCUCUGCAGCCAGCUGGCAGGACUCUCUCAAGGACAGAAGAAACUCUGCCACUUGUACCAGGACCACAUGCAGUACAUUGGUGAAGGCGCGAAGACGGGCAUCAAAGAAUGCCAGUAUCAGUUCCGGCAUCGGCGAUGGAACUGCAGCACUGUGGAUAACACCUCCGUGUUUGGCAGGGUUAUGCAGAUAGGUAGGAGACCACUUAACAUAUUUUAUAUAUAUAUAAACUUUUCUCCUAGAAAAAGUCCUUACGACAACAUUGACUACGGCUACCGCUUCGCCAAGGAGUUCGUGGACGCGCGCGAGCGGGAGCGCAUCCACGCCAAAGGCUCCUACGAGAGCGCGCGCAUCCUCAUGAACCUGCACAACAACGAGGCCGGCCGCAGGACAGUGUACAACCUGGCCGAUGUGGCCUGCAAGUGCCACGGGGUGUCCGGCUCCUGUAGCCUCAAGACGUGCUGGCUGCAGCUGGCCGACUUCCGCAAGGUGGGCGACGCCCUGAAGGAGAAGUAUGACAGCGCGGCGGCCAUGCGGCUCAACGGCCGGGGCAAGCUGGUGCAGGUGAACAGCCGCUUCAACUCGCCCACCACGCAGGACCUGGUCUACAUCGACCCCAGCCCCGAUUACUGCGUGCGCAACGAGAGCACGGGCUCGCUGGGCACGCAGGGCCGCCUGUGCAACAAGACGUCCGAGGGCAUGGACGGCUGCGAGCUCAUGUGCUGCGGCCGCGGCUACGACCAGUUCAAGACCGUGCAGACCGAGCGCUGCCACUGCAAGUUCCACUGGUGCUGCUACGUCAAGUGCAAGAAGUGCACGGAGAUCGUGGACCAGUUCGUGUGCAAAUAGUGGGCGCCCGCCGCUCGCCUGUCACCCAGCCCCGUUCCCAGGACCCACUUAUUUAUAGAAAGUACAGUGAUUCUUGUUUUUGUUUUUUUAAAAUAUUGUUUUAUUUUCCCCCGAGAAUUGCAACCGGAACCAUUUUUUUUUCUGUUCCCAUCUAAGAACUCUGUGGUUUAUUAUUAAUAUUAUAAUUAUUAUUUGGCAAUAAUGGAGGGUGGGAACCAAGAAAAUAUUUAUUUUGUGGAUCUUUGAAAAGGUAAGACUUCUUUUGACGGUGGAGGAUGAGGGGGGAAAUAACACAUACCCUGACUGAGUUGUGUGCACAUCUAGAGGGUAAAGGAAAUACGUUUUCUUUUUGUCAGCUGUGGGGUUGUAUAGGACAGGUAGCAUCCAGCUGGAAUGGGUUGGUCCAAGUCUACACUCCAUUUAGCCUCGAUGACCAAAAUGAAUUGUAAAUGCUCUGGUGAAAGGUCUUAUGAAACAAAAAAAAAAUGAGGCCCCCCACCCUUUCUCCAGGGGCUACCAGCCUGAAACAUUUUCGAAAUGGUAAUUUAAAAUAUAAGAGCGAGAAUCUCAUUUCCCGCAAAGGAAAAAAAAGUAUAUCGUGUAUCUCAUGCUUCUCAAACAUUCCAUGUGCACAUGGUCCCAUUCUAACAGCAACUGAAACUUGGGGAGCAGGGAGGAAAGCCUCAGAAAGGAAAAAAAAAAAACUUAAAAACUCCUAUAUUAAGACUGAUUUGAAGCUGUUACAGGAAUUAGGUUAUCAGAUUGGGAAAGCAUCCCCGAAUGACUCUGGGUUGUAGACUUUUUGUUUGGAGAGGGGUGGGGGCGGUUGGCUUGAAUCUAAAGGAAAAUAUACUGUAAUUUUCUUAGGGAUACUUGGUUAAUAAAUGAUAAUAAUCAAAAUAAUAAAUGGAUUCCAUUCACAGACCUUCCGCCCAAACACCAAGGUAAUUGAAUGCAGUUCAGCGCUGCACCAGAGCAGAACACCUGAUGGCAGGGAAGGAGUGAAACCCGCCCUCCUCCUUGACCCCAGCCCUGGCUGAGCCCUCCUUGCCCCGCUGCUGAGGUGAGGCCAGCCACGUUUCCCAAGGCAGCUCCACCGGGUCCCCUUGGAUUGCAGGACAGGAAAUGAACCAUUAGGAGCUCCACUUGGAAAACAGUUGCUACUUAGGGAUUUUUUUCCCCCUAAAACUUGGAUUCUGAGGAGCCGUAGUUUAUGUUUUAAUGACAUUACUUGGCUGAUGGAGUCCACAGAGAGGUGUUGCAGCGUGUCACUGUUACGAUCCUGUGUUUAGACGCUGCACUUGAACUUUUCCUAUGACACUGCAGGUGAACCCUACAACUGUUCCUACUGGACCGGAGCAGAUGCAUGUAUGGGGGGAGGGGGGGGCGUGGAUGUGCUUUAAUGGUGCCUGAUAUCUCAAAGUCUUUUGUACAUAACACACACACACACACACACACACACACACAUAUAUAUAUACAUAUAUAUGUAUAUAUAAAAAUAUAAAUAUUAUUAUAUCUCAGUGCAGCCAGUGAUUUAGAAUUACACUUUCCUCUGGGGUUAUUUCUUGGACUAGAACAUUGUUGUCCUUCAUUGUGAUUCAUUGGGAUUUUAAGAAGGGGUUUUCGAGUUGAGCAUGGGCUGUGGGCCUGAUGCGAUGCUACCUUGAGCAUCAAGAAACAGCCUGGUGUCUGAGGAAUCUGGAAGGCCUUCCUCCCUGAUAUGCAUGUUGGUUUGAAGAUUUCUUUUUUCUCCUCCCCACCUUUUCUCCAACCUCCAUUUCUGUACACUUUCCUAAGAGGGCAUUACUAGUUCAUCAUAGUCUUGGAAAUGAAGAGAGAUUUAAAGCUAGGAAGUAUAGUCAUCAUUUCUCUCUCCUUAGUUCAUUAUGCAGAGUGGAAACCGGUGCCUGGUAGAUUUAGUAGUCCCUGUUUGAGUCCCUGAGGAAAAUCCAGCUCAUGACAUAUAUAACUAAUUUUUAAAACAGGAAACCUCUUUCCACAAAGUGCCAUCCAACGUGUCCUUAUCUCAGACUUGCAUGUUUGAGAAGUUUGGAAAGAUACACAUCCCCUACAGCCGUCAUGGGCUUGGUGGCCUUCGUAUCACCUCAGCCACGCGUGGCUCUUAAUUUAUUGCACAAGGAUAUUCACUUCCCCCUCAGUUGCAGUGAAUUGCAAGCAAAAGACCUUGAAAUUAAAAAGCACUAAUUAGUUUAAAAUGUCACUUUUUUGGUUUUUAUUAUACAAAAACCAUGAAGUUUUUAUUUGCUAAACCAGAUUUUGUUCCUUCUUAGUGAUUCAUGUUUAUGAAGAGAGUUGAGUUUAACAAUCCUAGUUUUUAAAAGAAACUAUUUAAUGUAAAAUAUUCUACUUGUCAUUCAGAUAUUAUGUAUAUCUUCUAUGGCCUUUAUUCUGUACUUUUAAUGUACAUAUUUCUGUCUCGCGUGAUUUGUAUAUUUCACUGGUUUAAAAAACAAACAUCAAAAGGCUUAUGCCAAAUGGAAGAUAGAAUAUAAAAUAAAACGUUACUUGUA